AUGAAUAAUCGACCUACAAGUCCUAUGGUCCCCGGUCAGCAGCAGUUGGUCCAACACCCCGCUCCACUAAGCCACCACAAUAUUCCAUAUCAGCCUGGAGGUCUACAACAGCAGAUGAAUCCCCCUGGCUACGGUAUGCAGCAAUCACAGCAAAUGGGCCAAGGCCACGGCAUGAGUAUGGCGCAGGGAUUUGCGGCACGGAAUCCCGCCGAGUUCCAUAACACGGACCGGAACAGGGCGCAGCUUAUCGUUGGUAUCGACUUCGGUACCACCUUCUCAGGUGUCGCAUUUGCCUUUGCGACAAACAACGAGGCCAGAGAAGACAUUAUCACAGAAUGGCCGGGCGCAGGAACACAUACCAAACAAAAGAUUCCCACCGUUCUCUAUUAUGAUCAGUACCAGAAAGUCGUGGGCUGGGGUCCAGAUAUUGCCGAGGCGCUGGCGCCCACCGGGUACCCAAAGCCUGGCGUGCAGAAAGUGGAAUGGUUUAAAUUGCAGCUGAUGCUGUCUGGGAACACUUACAUUGAUCCUAUCAACUUGCCUCCACUUCCCCCGGGUAAGACGGAAAUCGAUGUGGCUGCCGACUAUCUAUUCAAGCUGCGCCAGGCUAUGCGGGCUCAAUUACAGAAGACACUGGGUGAAGUCUUUACUCGUGAGGAGCGCAACAUCCGGUACUAUCUUACUGUGCCGGCCAUCUGGAACGAUGCGGGCAAGGCGGCUACCCGUACUGCCGCCAUUCAGGCAGGUUUCCUGCGUGGAGAGGAUGACAACCGUCUGACCCUGAUCUCGGAACCAGAGGCAGCUGCCCUGUUCUGUGCUAAGACUGGUCUGCUGAACUUGAAGGUUGGCGAUGCCAUCCUUAUCGUCGACUGUGGUGGUGGUACUGUGGAUUUGAUCGCAUACGAGGUUGAAGAGGAGCAGCCUUUCAGUGUUGCGGAAUGCACUGCAGGUUCCGGAGAUUCUUGCGGUUCAACGGCUCUCAACCGAAACUUCAGCAACAUCCUACGCGCAAAAAUUCGCAAGAUGAAGCUGCCCGAUGGCUCUCGAACAGCUGGCAAGGUGUAUGCAAAGUGUAUCAUGGACUUUGAGAACCGUAUUAAGGCAGACUUCCGCAACAACGGCCAGAAAUGGGCCGUGGAUGUUGGUAUCGAGGCAGACUUUCCCGAUGCGGGAAUUGAGGAGGGUUACAUGACGUUUACCAACGAGGAGAUCCUCCAGUGCUUUGAGCCUGUAGUGAACCGCAUUCUGGAGCUGGUCCGGAACCAGAUCAUCGCUAUUCAAGCACAGAACAAGCUGCUCCAGAACGUUCUUGUUGUUGGUGGAUUCGGUGCCUCGGAAUACCUGUUCCAGCAGAUUAAGCUUCACGUGCCUCCCCAGUACCAGACUAAGGUUGUUCGACCCAUGGACUCUGUGGCUGCCAUUGUCAAGGGUGCUGUGACGGCAGGUAUCACGGAGCGCGUGAUUACCCACCGUGUCGCCCGUCGGCACUACCUGAUGGCCACCCUCCAGCCCUUCAAGGAGGGAUACCACCCGGAGCAGUACCGGGUACCCAGUCUGGAUGGUCGUGACCGUUGCAAGUACACUCGCCAGAUUUUUGUGCAGAAGGGCGAGCGUGUCAAGAUCGGAGAGCCGGUCAAGGUCAGCUUCUUCCGACAAGUUGCCCCCGGUGCCACUCUCAUGUACGAGGAUGUGCUGUAUGCCUGUGACGAAGACGUGUGCCCGGAAUACACUAAGGAUCCUCGUAUCAAGGAACUAGUCACUCUCACUUCGGACUUGUCGCGCAAGAAUCUUGAGACCGACUUUGAGCGCAUGGAUACUCCUCAAGGUGUCUUCUACCGUGUCUACUUUGACAUCUAUUUGACCCUUGACGGCAGUGAAUUCAGCGCCGAGUUGGUCUGCCAAAACGAGAUUAUGGGUCGCUGCCGCGCCAAGUUCCGUUAA
Penicillium taxi is the source of this 1941-nucleotide messenger RNA. RefSeq names its product Hsp70 family protein. The record is from RefSeq and is a predicted model, not a curated record. The coding region runs from base 1 to 1941 and encodes 646 amino acids. The transcript is spliced from 4 exons. NCBI's taxonomy places the organism in Eukaryota, Fungi, Ascomycota, Eurotiomycetes, Eurotiales, Aspergillaceae. Gene Ontology annotation, molecular function: ATP binding; ATP-dependent protein folding chaperone.